AUGAUUAAACUGAGUGUCUGCGGGCGGCUCCAUCAAGAAAAACCCCAGAGAGGCGAUAAGCCUCUUCAAAACUCGGGCGACAGCUGGGGCUCGCGCCUGCGUGGUGGAAGCCCGCCAGUCCGGGAGGAAGUGGGAAGGCAGGAAGACCCGCCCCUUUCCCGGCUUAAGCUCCCCCUGGGCUCUCUCCCGCCGGUUCUCCCCGAGCCGCGAGUUCGCCGCGCGCUCCUGUCAUUGCUCAGAGCUUCCGCGGCUCUUUUUGUUGCGCCUGCGCGAUUCCGUCCCGCCCCACGCGCGGGCUCGCAUCCCGGCUGCCGCCCGGCCCCACGCCAGCUGUUCCAGGCCCUCGCUUUCACGGUCCGGCCGGCAGCCCGCGGCUUGAGCACCAUGCUCUUCUAUUCCUUUUUCAAGUCCCUGGUGGGCAAGGAUGUGGUCGUGGAACUCAAGAAUGACUUGAGCAUCUGUGGAACCCUCCAUUCUGUGGAUCAGUAUCUCAACAUCAAACUAACUGACAUCAGUGUUACAGACCCUGAGAAGUAUCCUCACAUGUUGUCAGUGAAGAACUGCUUCAUCCGGGGCUCGGUGGUCCGCUAUGUGCAGUUGCCGGCAGAUGAGGUGGACACACAGUUGCUACAGGACGCAGCAAGGAAGGAGGCGCUGCAGCAGAAACAGUGAUGGUUCUUCCUCCCCUCCCUGCCCCUCUUCUGUUGGUGACCUUUUACCUCAAGCCGCAGGACCCCUCCCUCCCAUAUUUGAGGGUUUUUUGUCCUUUUUUUUUUUUUUUUUAAUAGUGGUGGAGACUUUUUUUUUCCUUUAAGGGAUGAGUGGAUGGGAAUAAUAAUAGUGGGGAGCAGCUCUCCUGUGUUGAGGAGGGGAGGAUAAGUCGGCUGGGGAGCUGCAAAGCCUGCCUUGUCCUCAGCACCUGCCUUUCUCACUCCUUCCCUGGAUGUGGUGGGAGAAUCUCCCAGAUCUCUCCAGGGCAGCAUGUGAUUCAUUUUGGGGAUGGAAGGAAUCUGUCCCGCAUCGGGAAUAAACUUAUGAUGCACAUUUGA
This is a messenger RNA of Ailuropoda melanoleuca (giant panda), 1049 nucleotides long. It is a transcript of the gene LSM2, whose product is annotated as LSM2 homolog, U6 small nuclear RNA and mRNA degradation associated. Gene Ontology annotation, molecular function: RNA binding. The record is from RefSeq and is a predicted model, not a curated record. Gene Ontology annotation, biological process: mRNA splicing, via spliceosome. The transcript is spliced from 6 exons. Gene Ontology annotation, cellular component: precatalytic spliceosome; U6 snRNP; catalytic step 2 spliceosome. The coding region runs from base 1 to 672 and encodes 223 amino acids. Lineage: Eukaryota; Metazoa; Chordata; Mammalia; Carnivora; Ursidae.